CGGGAUUUAUUCGUAAACAAAAACAAACCAGAACUAAAGAAAUUCAAAUUCCUUAAAUCAUAAAUGAACAUGUGCUUUUAAAUUUAAUGUGUCAUCAGUUGGUACUGGAUGAUAAGUUUUUGAAUAAUAUUUCCAGUAAUGUAAGUGAGUACAUAAAGCAUUAUUUUAUCUUACUAAUUAUGAAAUUUUCACUUUCUGUGAAUCUUCCCGUUGAACUUUUUGAUACCUACUGCAAAGGUUUAAUGGCUUCAACACCAAACAGGUCAAUUGCUUACUUUUUUAAUUUGACAUCAUGAGUGCUCAAUGUAAUACGUGAAAGAAUCAUGAAGACUACAAAUGGAUUUGAACAUUUUGGCGACGGAGCCCUACUCAGGUAGCAAUUCUACAUCAUGGAUGUUGAAAUACCCAAUACUAGUAAUGGUGCUGAAGAAGAAGUUAUACUUUCACAAGCGGUCGAAGAAUUAUCUCAAGAAUAUGGGGAAAGUACAUUCUGUGAAAAAUGUCCGUUCGAUCAACAUUACUUUCCAUAUCGCUGCGUCCCCUUAUCCAAUCUUGAGGGUCAUUUGAGGAUUGCAGACUAUCCAUUCUUCGGAUUUAUACUUCAAACAGAGGACACAGAUUAUUUUUUAAUCCUGCAAAAUCGAAUGAAUAUAAUUGCAUCAUUUUUAAUGGGGGUCAACAACAAAGUCCGAAUCAAAAAUGGUCUAUGGAUCACUGAGCAUUAUCAAGCUCUCAACAAAAGAUUUUAUCCAGAAACUUUUCAGUUGGAAUUUCUGGAGGUGGCUGAAAAUAUAGACAUUGUUGAAGAAAAUGAUGUUAUCAGUACCAUUUGUUCAACUAGUCCUGGAAAUAGUGCUGCAGUGAACAAAAUUAGUGAUGAGUAUCGCUCUCAGGCAUUUCUUGUUCUACAUGUCUCAAAUGUUUUGAGCAUAGGUGAUAUAACUGUUUGUCUUUUGUUCAUCAAACUUUUAGAAAGUACUAGUGAGGACGUAUGGCUCAUCUUACAAAACAAAACGUGUAGCUGGUCAGUCACACUACUCCCUGGAUACAAAUACGAAUUACUUAUUCCUAAUUCAUUCCCAAAAGAUAUUUUAUCAAAGCAUAAGCAGUCCUUGAAAGAAAUUCUCCCACUUCAGUUUCAUGGAAGUUUUGAAACAAUAUUUCACCAUCCAGAAUUGUUUUCAACGAUGAAUGCUUGUUAUGUUCCUGGAGGUAGUAAAUUAAAAGUCCUCCCUCCUUCUGUAACGUCCUUAACUCUUAAUGCUCUUAGUGUAAGGGAAGCAUCAUCUGAGAAUGCUGAUCUUAUUUCAAUGUACGGACGAGUCACAAAAGUCAAUCACAUCAUGCGUCAGUGGUCACAAUGUUGCCCCAUGUGCAGCAAGGCCAGUGCUGAAGACUCUGAUGAUAUUCCUCUCCAAAGUAGUCAGAAACCAGGAUUGAAUAUUAAUUCUUUUAGAGCUGAGCCAAAAAUACCUUCAGAAGGUAUCAUACUUUCUGAAAGUGAAACACUGCCAGUGAAAAAUGAUAGAAGAACUUUCGGUGUACUAGGUAGUCUGGUAAAAAAACUGACCGUCAGAGGUCUUCAAGGGGAUAGUGAAACUAUUGUAUUUUUAAGGGAUCACUCUUUUUAUACUGGGUUUGAGAAAGUUGAUUUCAGGAGUGGUUUAUUACAUGAUGGUGGUAUUUUACCAAACACAAUUGUCUGUUUUGAAAGCCUUGUCAAGAAAACUCCUUUAAAAGGAAAACCAUAUUUUUUAACAACACCUCUAACCAAAAUAUUUAUUCUAGGCCGAGUACUAGAUGAUGCAGAGAUUGAAGUUUCUUGGUCUUCCUAUGGCCCCCCAAUUAAAAUUGAUGAGUGGACUCAAGGAAAAGUUUUUUGGUUUGCCCUAGACUUUCCUGAUUUAGUUUAUGUGAAAAUUACUGCUAUCUGUGAUACUUGUGAAGGUCAACUCAAUGAUAAUUUGUGUCCUAGUUUUUGUCAAACUUUAAGUAGUAAAAUAGACGCAACAGCAAUCCUAAUGGUAGAUCAUGUAACAAUGCCACCUUUCAAAUUAAUAAUGAAGAACAGUCAUGUAAAGACUUUCUUAGGAGCUGAUGACACAAUGUGGGACUGGUUUCAUACAGCUGCCAGGAGGUCCCCUUUAAUAUAUCGACGUGAAUCAUUAGAAGAAAUGGAUCACUCUGUAGAGGGAGAGUUCCCAGCUUUGUUUAAAUUUUAUUGUGAUCUCUUUCGUCCGAAGAAAAUGUGGCAUGUUUGUGUUAAAAUAAUGCCUCAAAAGUCUGAAGAUGCAAAAAAUAAUUUGUUUACAGUAUUUUGUCUAGAAAUGCUCCCUGUGGAUCCAGCCCGAACAGCAAAAUUUGCCUAUAAUUUAGAAGCAUUAGAAAAUUCUAACUGAAACAUCACUCUAAAUGUAUUUGUUAACCAUCCUGAAUUCAUGUUAAUAAUAUAAGAUUUAAAAUAUCACA
Molecule: messenger RNA, 2469 nt
Organism: Bemisia tabaci
Lineage: Eukaryota; Metazoa; Arthropoda; Insecta; Hemiptera; Aleyrodidae
Source: RefSeq, a predicted model, not a curated record